This is a messenger RNA of Cotesia congregata, 528 nucleotides long. The record is from the annotation of a GenBank genome assembly. NCBI's taxonomy places the organism in Eukaryota, Metazoa, Arthropoda, Insecta, Hymenoptera, Braconidae.
AUGCACAGUGAAUUGUGUGAUUUGUGGUCUGAAGUACUUAAUUUUUAUGGAGUUCCUGUCUUAAUAACAAUUUAUCAGUUUUGUGGAACCUGUAUAAAUACUUCGUAUUUGAUUUGGAUUACAACUCGCCUUAUACGUUUAUCACUAACCCGUCGCAAAUUUCCUAUUUGGCGGCAAGCUUCAAAGAUUAUCUCCAAGAUUUUUAGAAUUCAUGGAACCACUAUAUUCUCACAUCUUUUCUUAAUUUUUGGAUUAUUUGUUUUGACCAACCCUGUCACGAAAACAAUCGAUGAGAGUAAGAAAACGACACGUAACAUUCAUAUUCUUCAAAAUAAAUGCAUAAUGGACGAAAAAAAUUAUGAAAAACUGUGUGAUUUUUCAUGGAGCUUAUUGCACCGACAAUUGGAAUGUUGCGCUUGUAAUUUCAUAAAAAUAGAUGUUACUUUGUUUCUUUUUUUGUUGGAUACGAUUGUGCAGUAUACAUUAGUGUUGAUUGGAUUCCGAUUAAUUUGGUAUUCUAAUCUUUAA